AUGGCGGGGGCCGGGCCCGCACUGCUACCUCUGCUCCUGCAGCUCGGGAGCCUGGCGCUGGCCGCGCGGGGUGGAGAGGUCUCCAGAAAGCGCCCUAGGCUUGCUGACAUUCUUGACUAUCAGCAGCAGGCACCCUCCCACUCCUUGGUCCCUGCUGAGGCUCCCCAGCAGCAAGGGUGCCCCCUGGAGGAGAGGCUGGAACGGCUGGAAGCCGAGGUGACUGACCUCAGAAAGCAGAACAGGGACCUGCAAGGCAGAUUAAUGCGACUGGAGUCUUGUGGCUGCUGCUCAGCAUCUUCCCCCUGCUGGGGGCUGGGACACACCUGUCCUGAAGGGGCUCGCUGGGAGCCUGAUGCCUGCACGGCCUGUGUGUGCCGCGAUGGGACUGUACACUGUGGCCCCCAGCCCAGUCUGUCCCACUGCCAAGGUCAGUGUCACCCCAUCCCCACUGCAGAUAUUUGGGGGCCUAAAGAAGGCACUAGGGCCCCAAAUGGCAUUACUGUCUCCACCUCAGGCUGCAUCCACAAUGGCCGGUCUUAUGGUCAUGGGGAGACCUUCUCCCCAGAUGCCUGCACCACCUGCCGCUGUCUGGCAGGAGCUGCGCAGUGCCAAGGGCCCUCGUGCUCCAAGCUCAGCUGCCUGGAGACCCUCAUCCCGCCUGGGGAAUGCUGUCCCAUCUGCCGUCCAGGCUGUGAGUAUGAAGGGCAGCUCCACGAGGAAGGGGCCAGCUUCUUGUCCAGUUCCAACCCAUGCCUGCAGUGCUCUUGCCAGGGGAGCCUGGUUCGAUGCGUACCUGUGAAAUGCCUGCCAAGUCCCUGCCCUGAGCCAGUCCUGAAGCCUGGACACUGCUGCCCAGCCUGCCAAGGCUGCACAGAAGGUAACUCUCACAGGGACCACGGCCAAGAAUGGACCACUCCCGGAGACCCGUGCCGCAUCUGCCAGUGCCUGGAGGGCCACAUCCAGUGCCACCAGAGAGAGUGUGCUAGCCUGUGUCCAUACCCUGCCAGGCCCCUUCCGGGCACAUGCUGCCCAGUGUGUGAUGGAUGUUUCCUAAAUGGGCGGGAGCACAGCAGCGGGGAACCGGUGGGCUCCCAGGACCCCUGUUCCAGCUGCCGCUGUGCUAAUGGGAGUGUCCAGUGUGAGCCUCUGCCCUGCCCACCUGCACCCUGCAGAUACCCGGGCAGGAUUCCUGGGCAGUGCUGCCCUGUCUGUGAUGGCUGUCAAUACCAGGGACAUGAAUAUCAGAGCCAGGAGACCUUCACCCUCCAAGAGAAUGGCCACUGCCUUCGGUGCUCCUGCCAGGCUGGUGAAGUAUCCUGUGAAGAACAGGGCUGCCCGGUUGCCCCCUGUACGCGGUCUGCCUCUGGCCCGAAGCUCUGUUCAGCCUGUGUGCUCAAUGGUGAGGAGUUUGCUGAGGGGACCCAGUGGGAGCCAGAUGGGCAGCCUUGUACCAUCUGUUCCUGCCAAGAUGGAAUGCCCGUGUGCAGCGCUGCGCUUUGCUCCCCAGCACCCUGCCAACACCCUACCCAGCCCCCUGGUGCCUGCUGCCCCCGCUGUGAGAGCUGCACUUACCAUGGCCUAGUGUACAACAAUGGGCAGAACUUCACAGAUGUGGACAGCCCUUGUCAUAGCUGCCGCUGUGAGGAUGGGACUGUGAGAUGCUCAUUGGUCAGCUGUCCUACCACAACCUGUGCCAAGCCCCAGAGUGGACCAGGCCAGUGUUGCCCCAAGUGCCCAGACUGCGUCUUGGAGACACAAGUGUUUGUGGAUGGAGAGCGGUUCCCUCAUCCGAGAGACCCCUGCCAGGAGUGCCAUUGUCAGGAAGGCCAAGCUCACUGCCAGCCUCGGGCCUGCCCCAGCGCCCUCUGUGGUCACCCUCUGCCCAGCGCCUGCUGCAGGACAGACUGCAAAGGCUGUGCCUUUGGCGGGAAAGAGUACCCUAACGGAGCGGACUUCCCUCACCCCACUGACCCGUGCCGCGCGUGUCGCUGUCUGAGCGGCAACGUACAGUGCCUGGCGCGUCGCUGCCCUCCGCCCUCCUGUCCCGAGCCAGUUCUGCCUCCGGGGGAGUGCUGCCCGCGGUGCAGGGAUGCCCUUCCUGGUUGCCCACAGUCAGGGGGUGCGGUCCCCGCCCGCCACCAGGAACACUUUUCCCCACCGGGUGAUCCCUGCAGCCGCUGCCUCUGUCUGGACGGCUCGGUGUCCUGUCAGCGACUGCCCUGCCCGCCCGCGCCCUGCGCCCAUCCGCGCCGGGGCCCCUGCUGCCCCUCCUGCGAUGGCUGCCUGUUUCAGGGGAAGGAGUUUGCCAAUGGGGAGCGCUUCCCAUCUCCUAGUAUCGCGUGCCUCAUGUGCCUCUGCUGGGAGGGCAGCGUCAACUGCGAGCCCAAGGCUUGUGCCCCUGCCCAGUGUCCCUUCCCCAGCACGGAAGACUGCUGCCCCACCUGCGAUAGCUGUGAGUAUCUGGGGGUAUCCUACCUGAGCAGCCAGGAGUUUCCAGAUCCCAGGGAACCCUGCAGCCUGUGCACCUGCCUUGGGGGCUUUGUGACUUGCACCCAUCAGCCCUGUGAGCCUCCAGCCUGCAGCCACCCACGCAUCGUCCCUGGGCACUGCUGUCCAACCUGCCAGGGAUGCCUGUACCAUGGGAUCACUGCUGCCCUCGGAGAGACCCUUCCGGAUCCUCUUGACCCCACCUGCUCCCUAUGCACCUGCCAGGAAGGUUCUAUGCGCUGUCAGAAGAAACCAUGUCCUCCGGCUCUCUGCUCACACCCCUCUCCAGGCCCCUGCUUGUGCCCUGUGUGUCGAAGCUGCCUCUCUCAGGGUCAGGAGCACCAAGACGGGGAGGAGUUUGAGGGGCCGGAGGGCAGCUGUGAGCGCUGCCGCUGUUGGGCUGGCCAGGUCAGCUGUAUGCGGCUUCAGUGUCCUCCCCUGCCCUGCUUGCUUCAGGUCACAGAGCCAGGGAGCUGCUGUCCUCGAUGCACAGGCUGCCUGGCUCACGGAGAGGAGCAUCCUGAAGGUAGUAGCUGGGUGCCUGCCAACAGCCCCUGCUCCACCUGUGUGUGUCACAAGGGCGUCAUCACCUGUGCCCAAGUCCAGUGUGUCACUGCCUGCAUCCAGCCCCAGCAGGAGCCCAGUGCCUGCUGUCCCCCAUGCUCUGGCUGUGAGCAUGAGGGCCGGAAGUAUGAGCCCGGGGAGAGCUUCCAGCCUGGGGCAGAUGCCUGUGAGGUGUGCACCUGUGAGCUGCAACCUGAGAAGUCUCCGAGCCUUCACUGCCGCCGGCGGCAGUGCCCCAUUCUGGUGGGAUGCCCACCAAGCCAGCUUCUACCUCCUGGGCCCCAGGGCUGCUGUCCUACUUGUGCGCAGGCAUUGAGUAACUGCACAGAGGACCUACUGGGGACUGAGCUGAUGCCACCAGACCGCUGCUACACCUGCCAGUGUAGGGAUCUGACAUGGUUCUGUACUCACCGGGCCUGUCCUGAGCUCAGCUGUCCCCUGUGGGAGCGCCACACCCCCCCUGGCAACUGCUGCCCGGUGUGUAAAGCCCCUACUCAGUCAUGCGUGCAUCAGGGCCACCAGGUAGCUUCUGGGGAACACUGGGCAGUAGAUGCCUGCACCAGCUGCUCCUGCGUGGCUGGCACCGUGCGCUGCCAGAGCAGGCGCUGUAGUAAGCUCGCUUGUGGCCCGGCUGAGGCUCCUGCCCUGAGUCCCGGCAGCUGCUGUCCCCGCUGUUUGCCCCGACCGGCUUCUUGCAUGGCCUUCGGAGAUCCCCAUUACCGCACCUUCGACGGCCGCCUGCUACACUUCCAGGGUAGCUGCAGUUACGUGCUGGCCAAGGACUGUCACAGCGACGACUUCAGUGUGCACGUGACUAAUGAUGACCGGGGCCGGAGGGGUGUGGCCUGGACCCAAGAGGUUGCGGUGCUGUUGGGAACCGUGGUUGUGAGGCUGCUGCAGGGCAGGACAGUCAUGGUGGACCAGCACACGGUGACCUUGCCCUUCCUUCAGGAGCCACUGCUGUACGUUGAGCUUCGUGGUCGCACUGUGAUCCUGCAUGCCCAGCCUGGGCUUCAGGUGCUGUGGGAUGGGCAGUCCCAGGUGGAGGUGAUGGUUCCCAGCUCCUACAGGGGCCGGACUUGUGGUCUCUGUGGGAACUUCAAUGGCUUUGCCCAGGAUGAUCUGCAGGGUCCCGACGGGAGGUUUCUGCCCACGGAGGCUGCAUUUGGGAACAGCUGGAAGGUCCCGGAGGAGCUGGGUGCUGGCCGGCCCUGUUCUGCAGGCCGAGAAGUGGACCCAUGCCGAGCGGCAGGCUACCGCGCCAGGCGUGAGGCCAAUGCCCGGUGUGGGCUCAUUAAGAGCUCGUCUUUCAGUCACUGCCAUGCUGUGGUUCCGCCAGAGCCGUUCUUUGCUGCCUGUGUAUAUGACCUGUGUGCUUGUGGACCAGGCUCCUCGGCUGACAUCUGUCUCUGUGAUGUCCUGGAAGCCUACGCUAGCCACUGUCGCCAGGCUGGGGUGACUCCUGUCUGGAGGGGCCCGACACUCUGUGUGGUGGGCUGCCCUACGGACCGAGGCUUUGUGUUUGAUGAGUGUGGACCGCCUUGUCCCCGUACCUGUUUCAACCAGCACAUACCCCUAGGGGAGCUGGCAGCCCACUGUGUGGGGCCCUGUGUUCCAGGCUGCCAGUGUCCUGCAGGCCUGGUGGAGCAUGCAGGCCACUGCAUCUCACCUGAGGCCUGCCCACCAGUCCUGCUUACCAGUGACUAACCAGUCAGGAGCAGCCCCUGGUCACCCGGAGUUAAGAAUGCCCUCCGCUAGGACUUACCUGGCCAGAAGUCACCCCUUGGUGGGCAGCGACCUCCAGGCCACAGCUGUAAGGAGAAUGCCCUGCUUAGACAGUGGGGUCCUGGGCCGG
Messenger RNA from Phodopus roborovskii (desert hamster), 4906 nucleotides. It is a transcript of the gene Kcp, whose product is annotated as kielin cysteine rich BMP regulator. The transcript has 37 exons. Bases 1 to 4758 code for a protein of 1585 amino acids. Gene Ontology annotation, molecular function: protein binding. Lineage: Eukaryota; Metazoa; Chordata; Mammalia; Rodentia; Cricetidae. The record is from RefSeq and is a predicted model, not a curated record.